Hyla sarda is the source of this 3470-nucleotide messenger RNA. Its product is annotated as E3 ubiquitin-protein ligase ZNF598-like. NCBI's taxonomy places the organism in Eukaryota, Metazoa, Chordata, Amphibia, Anura, Hylidae. Bases 1074 to 3470 code for a protein of 798 amino acids. The transcript is spliced from 12 exons. Gene Ontology annotation, biological process: protein ubiquitination; rescue of stalled cytosolic ribosome. Gene Ontology annotation, molecular function: ribosome binding; ubiquitin protein ligase activity. The record is from RefSeq and is a predicted model, not a curated record.
CCUUAGCCGGUAACGUGUGUGCGCUGUUGUGGAGCGAGGGGUCGGCUCCAUCCCCACCCGGAACUUCUAACGUUAGGCCGGGACUCCUCCUCCUCCGUUUAAUCUUCACCCCGGCCCUUGGUGCUGCUUUACGGCCACACAGCGGCUCUUUCCAGUAACAUCUUGAAGUAUCUUGUACUGUCAGUGUGGCCUCUGCUGCCUCACUGCUCACCAGUUCCCCCUCUUUCUACCUUUCGGCUCACUAGUGUCCUCCUCCUGCCUCACAGCUCACUAGUGCCCCACCCCCUCACUCACUUGCCCCACCCUACUCAUUAGUACCCCCACUUCCUACCUCUCUGCUCACAAGCCCCUCGUUCUGCUUCACUGUUUACAAGUGCUCCCUAGUGCCCCUUUUCUUACCUCACUGCUCACUAGUGCCCUCUUCUGCUCACUAGUGCCCUCUUCUGCUCACUAGUGCCCUCUUCUGCUCAAUAGUGCCCCACCUUUCUUACUAGUGCUACAUUUCCUAUCUCCCUGCUUACCAGUGCCCCUUCUCCUGCUCACUAGCUCCUCCACCUCCUCAUUAGUUCUCUCUUCAUCUCUUUCACCACUUUAUACCCAUUAAUACCCCCUGCCUCACUUCUCACUAGUGCCCCCUCCUCCUCUAGUGUACCCCUGCCUCACUUCUCACUAGUGCCCCCUCCUCCUCUAGUGUACCCCUGCCUCACUUCUCACUAGUGCCCCCUCCUCCUCUAGUGUACCCCUGCCUCACUUCUCACUAGUGCCCCCUCCUCCUCCUAGUGUACCCCUGCCUCACUUCUCACUAGUGCCCCCUCCUCCUCUAGUGUACCCCUGCCUCACAAAUCACUAGUGCCCCCUCCUCCUCUAGUGUACCCCUGCCUCACUUCUCACUAGUGCCCCCUCCUCCUCUAGUGUACCCCUGCCUCACUUCUCACUAGUGCCCCCUCCUCCUCUAGUGUACCCCUGCCUCACAAAUCACUAGUGCCCCCACACUCUACCCCCCCGGUACACAAUCGUGUCUUGGUAUUACCACUACUGAUCAGAGGGGCACCUUCAUCUCUCGCCUGCUGGCCAUGGCGUCCAAGUCUGGGAAGCUGUUUGAUCUGGAGGGGAGCUGCGUCCUGUGCUGUCAGGAGUUUGAUGUGUUCGCUCUAGGGAAGUGUGACCACCCCGUGUGCUACCGCUGCUCCACCAAGAUGCGGGUUCUGUGCGAGCAAAAGUACUGCGCCGUGUGCCGGGAAGAGCUGGACAAGGUGGUGUUUGUUAGAAAAGUUGCGCCCUUCUUAAGCAUCAACACCUCCCAGAUGCAAUGUGAGAUGAAACACGACAUCUACUUCAGUGAUAGCAAACUUUUCUCUCUCUUCAGGCGCUUGCUGCAGCAUGAAUGUCACCUGUGCCCUGACAUGAGACCCUUCCACGCCUUUGCUGACCUAGAACAGCACAUGAGGAAACAUCAUGAGCUCUUCUGCUGUAAACUCUGUCUGAAGCACCUGAAGAAUUUUACCUAUGAGCGGAAGUGGUAUUCACGGAGGGAUCUCGCCCGUCAUCGCAUCCAAGGCGACCCAGAAGACACAUCCCAUCGUGGCCAUCCUCUCUGCAAGUUCUGUGAUGAGCGUUACCUUGACAAUGAUGAGCUGCUGAAGCAUUUGCGCAGGGACCACUAUUUCUGCCACUUCUGUGACUCUGAUGGGGCUCAGGAAUACUACAGUGACUACUCAUUCCUGAGGGAGCACUUUCGCGAGAGUCACUUUCUGUGUGAGGAGGGGAGGUGCAGCACGGAGCAGUUUACACACGCCUUUCGGACUGAAAUUGACUACAAGGCACACAAAACCUCCUGCCAUAGCAAGAACCGCGCCGAAGCACGCCAGAACCGGCAGAUCGAUCUUCAGUUCAGCUAUGCUCCAAGACAUAGUCAUAGUCGCAGAGCUGAGGGUGUAGUUGGAGGGGAAGAUUAUGAGGAGGUGGAUCGAUAUAACAGACAGGCAAGACCAGUAAGGGGGUUGGCACGUGGAGGUCAGCAGAACCGCAGGGGGAGCUGGAGGUAUAAAAGAGAAGAGGAAGAUCGAGAGAUUGCUGCUGCAGUGAGAGCGUCUGUAGCAGCCAGAAGACAAGAAGAAACUGGGAGAAAACAAGUCCUGGAAAAUGGCGAUGGCCCAAAAAGUAGGACGGAGGACUUUAGGGAUCCUGAGGAGGGACGCAAAGCAAAACCUAUCCCUAAAUCCUCUGGAGAUACCACAGGUCCAAAAGAAUUGGGUAUGACCUCAAACUCCUCCAACGGGGUAUUGAAGCCAGAAGACUUCCCAGCUUUUGGCUCUGCUGUGGCUGCACCAUUGAGUGCACCUAAACCAGCUCCUGUUAAAUCAGCUCCUGUUAAACUAAAGGAAGAGGAUUUUCCAAGUCUGUCGUCCACCUCAGGCUCCUCCUCAGCUUCCCCCUUCCCUGCUGGGCCAUCGUACACUUCUUCAGCAAGGUCUUCAAAAGCUUUCCAUGAAGAGGAUUUCCCAGCCUUGGUGUCCAAUAUAAAGCCUGGUAAACCACUAUCGGCUGUCACCUCUGCUUGGACAACUUCCUCUUCUAAAAGUUCCACAAAACCCUCUUCACCUACCAUAGCUGCUUCAAGCAAAGUAUCAAAGAAAGCCGCCCAGCCGAGUAUCUCAAAAGGUCCCUACAAGAAACUUCAGAGACCUCCUUCCCUCUCCGACGAUGAAGAUGACGGUACAGGGAUAACUGCGCAGGAAUUCCGCAAUGCUCCGACCAUGAUGGAUAUCUCUAAGCUGCUCACCACAUCUUCUUCCCAAACAAGUGGGAAAAGCAACAGAAAGAAGCGCGUGGGAUCAGAGCAUCCAAGCCAUUCAUCCCCAGGUCUUACUGUAGAAGAAAGGUCGACGAGUUCUUCCCUCAAAGAGAAUGCCACAGAGAUUGAGCGCACCCCGACACCCCCUGCAACAUCAAUCCUCAGCGAUAAGUCAAACACAGUUGUUAAUGGUCUCAGUGAGAAAAAGGUGCCGGACAAAGGAAGUGGCUGUAAAGAUCCCCCUGGGCUGAAGACUUUGUCCUAUGCAGGUCCAAAGUACCCUGGACCAGAUGAGGAUUUUCCAGCAUUGGGGAACAGUAACUCGAUGAGGAUGCCACCACCAGGAUUUUGUCCCGUAGUGACUGCCGCACCUUUGCCACCUCCUCCAGGAUUGUCCUCAUCGGUUGGGAAGCCUCCUCCAGGAUUUACCAAUGUAUCAUCGGCGCCUCUCCCUGCACAGCCACCCGUCAAACCAGUGAAGGAGACUUACCUCAGACCUGAGAACUUCCAGCAAAGAAACAUCCACCUGAUCGACUCCAUCAAAGAUUACCUGCACAGCGACGAGUCCAAGUUCAAUGAAUUUAAGUCCUAUUCUGGCAAGUUCAGACAGGGAUUGAUAUCUGCCUCUGAGUAUUACAAAGCUGCCAUCAACUUCUGGGCGAGAACUUCAGUCUGA